This is a messenger RNA of Cuculus canorus (common cuckoo), 11680 nucleotides long. It is a transcript of the gene PEAK1, whose product is annotated as pseudopodium enriched atypical kinase 1. Gene Ontology annotation, biological process: protein phosphorylation. The transcript is spliced from 7 exons. The coding region runs from base 469 to 5850 and encodes 1793 amino acids. Gene Ontology annotation, cellular component: actin cytoskeleton; focal adhesion. The record is from RefSeq and is a predicted model, not a curated record. Gene Ontology annotation, molecular function: ATP binding; protein kinase activity. Lineage: Eukaryota; Metazoa; Chordata; Aves; Cuculiformes; Cuculidae.
UGUGCGCGCGGGCGCGGCGGUGGCAGCGCCGACAGCCCCGUCCCGGGAGUCGCGACCCACGCGGGGCCCGGCGGUGGCGGCGGCGGCGGCAGCCGGCCCUGACCGAGCCUCCGCGGCCUCAGCCGCCGCCUUCUGCCCUCCCGUCGCUGCCUGCCCGCGGGAGGCGUCGCGGGGAGCCCCUGCCAGAAAAUGUUGCUGUCCUGACCAGCAGUCAUGAAGAGAAGAGGGUGAAGCGAAUUUGGCUGGAGAAGUAGGAAAUUUUGACAUUUUCAGCAGGAUUUAUUGCCAGUAGCUGCAGACGGUUUUGCAAAGCCAACCCUUGGUGUUUAGAAUGGAUGGAAUGCUGCAAACUUAAGUGAUGAUCACUGCUCAAAACAGUGGACAUACAAAGGGAACAGCGUGGGAACACAUGGAUGAUAUUCUUACCAUGCACUGAACAGCACAGCACAAGUGCAAAGCUCUGGGAAAAUGUCUGCUUGCAACACUUUCACUGAACACGUCUGGAAACCUGGUGAAUGCAAGAACUGCUUCAAGCCCAAAAGCUUGCAUCAGUUACCACCAGUAUCCGAAAAAAAAACCCUUUCACAUGGAAAUCUGAAAACCAAUGCAAACCAAAGUAACAGCCGUAGUGGGAGAAAUACAGGAAACUUCCGACCGCCUGUGGCAAAGAAACCCACCAUAGCUGUGAAGCCCACCAUGAUGGUAGUAGAUGGGCAGGGCAUAUGUGGUGAAAUCAGCACGCUGGAUCAUUGCGAGAACAAAUCAGUGCCUGCAUGUUGGAACCGAAACAAAGCUAUCUCGAACAAGAAACCACUGAACAAUAAUAAUGAAGAUGAAAUUGAAGGUUAUAGCCAUGUUCACAGGCCCUAUGGCAACAAUGAAGGUGUAGGAAAGAUGCCAAAUAACAAUAAUAAUGGGCUGACUGAAGUUCUGAAGGAGAUUGCGGGUCUGGAUACCACACCUCAGCUAACUGGGAGUGAAACAAACUCAAGAGAAACCUUCUUGGGAAGAAUAAAUAAUUGUUAUAAAAGGUCAUUAGAAAGAAAGAUCCCGCCAAGCUGCAUGAUGGGUGGAAUGAAGGAUUCACAUGGUAAGCACGUUAUUCUGAGUGGAAGCACUGAAGUAAUAAGUAAUGAAGGUGGACGUUUCUGUUAUCCGGAGUUCUCUAGUGGAGAGGAGAGUGAGGAUGACACGUUUUUUGGCAGCAUGCAAGAAGAGCAUGAGAGCUGGGAUGAAAGUGAUGAAGAGUUGCUAGCAAUGGAAAUUCGUAUGAGAGGCCAACCUCGCUUUGCUAAUUUUAGAGCUAACACCCUAUCUCCUGUUCAGUUCUGCGUUGACAAAAAAUGGAAUACUGUGCCCCUUAGAAACAAGUCACUCCAGAGGAUCUGUGCAGUAGAUUAUGACGACAGCUAUGAUGAAAUUUUAAAUGGUUACGGGGAAGAGACUGUGAUCCUUUAUGGGCAGGAAAGCAUGCAGAGCAUGGUGUCUUCCGAUUCUACAUCUCCUGAUUCUUCUUUGACAGAAGAGUCUCGUUCGGGAACAACCAGCAGUUCUUCACAGAAGCUCUGUAAUGGAGGAUUAUCUCCUGGUACUCCUCAGGAUCUCAAAGUGAUUGAACCAGAAUAUGAAAGUCUUUGUGAUAAUCAACAAGUGAAGGAUGUAUCAAAAGCUCCCAGAAAUGUUCCAAAAAGCCUAGAAACUCACAAGGCAGUCCUUGCACUUCGACUGGAAGAAAGGGAUGGCAAAAUUGCUGUGCAGACUGAUAAGCAAGAGAACAAAAGUCCUUCGGAUGUUGCUGGUCAAGCUCUAACUGUAAAUUUGGUGCCUGUGGAAGAGCAAGCCAAACCCUACAGGGUGGUGAAUAUGGAACAACCAGUUUGCAAGCCAUAUACCAUAGUCGAUGUAUCAGCUGCCAUGACCAAUGAAUGUAAGGAGAACCAUACUGAAACCUCAGAAACCAAAAAUACAUCAUCUAACCCAAGCUCACCAGUAACUCCCAGCACACCUAUUGCAUCCUCUGUAGCAUCGCCUGUACGAUUAAACACUAAUCUGAAAAAAUCCAGUGCAAUCAGGUAUCAAGAAGUGUGGACUUCUAGUACCAGUCCAAGACAGAAAAUUCCUAAGGUGGAGUUAAUUGGUAACAGCUCAGGACCUUCUGUUCCUCCCAGGAAAACAAGCCACAAGUCAGCUCCUACUUCGCCUACAGCUACAAACAUUUCUUCAAAAACUAUCCCGGUUAAGUCUCCCAAUUUAUCCGAGAUAAAAUUCAACAGCUACAAUAAUGCUGGCAUGCCACCUUUUCCUAUUAUCAUUCAUGAUGAGCCCACUUAUGCUAAGAGUUCCAAAAAUGCUAUUAAAGUUCCUAUUGUAAUCAAUCCAAAUGCAUACGAUAACCUGGCUAUCUAUAAAAGUUUUCUAGGGACCAGCGGAGAGCUCUCCAUCAAAGAUAAAACCACCAGUGUCAUCAGCCACACGUAUGAAGAAAUAGAAGCAGAGAGCAAAACGACUGAUGCUAUAGGAGGUAAACCCCCUGAAUUUCCCCAGGCGAAGGGGGGCACUGGUGGCUCUGAAUGCAGGCUGGGUUCUGUGGCUCAGAAGGUCCAAGAGUUUAACAGCUGCCUCGGUAAAAGUCAGAUAUCGCCGCAGAGAAGUCAUAGUGCUGACCACAGCUCCCCAUCAAGAGUUCAAAAGACAACCCAAGAGCCUGCAGCAAAACCAGAUGUAACACCAGAGGCUUCUGUUGGCAGCAGCAGCGGUAGAGAGAAUGCAAGUACGGUGCUUUCACAGAUUGUGGCGUCUAUCCAGCCUCCACAGUCUCCUCCAGAAACACCUCAGUCUGGACCCAAGUCUUGUAGCGUAGAAGAACUGUAUUCCUUACCCCCUGAUGCAGAUGCUACUAAAAACACCCUGGUACGACCCAAAUCUCUGUUUACAUCACAAUCUGAAAUGGAGUCAUCCAAGCCAGCGGAAAAUGCUGCCGCUAAAAUGCAGAAAGAUUCACUUUCUCAGCCAGUUGCUGUGCACUCGCCGAAGCCAGUGAGAGCAACUGCAAAUACCACAAGUCCCAAAACAGAGCAAGCACCGCCAUUUCCUCCUCCACGCUCCACUUCUUCACCCUAUCACGCAAGUAACUUGUUGCAAAGACAUUUCAGCAAUUGGACCAAACCAAACAGUCCCACCAGGUCUACAGAGGCCGAGUCGAUCCUUCAUUCGGAAGGUCGCAGAGCUGCCGAUGCAAAACCCAAACGCUGGAUAUCCUUUAAGAGCUUCUUCCGACGCAGAAAAACUGAUGAUGAGGAAGACAAAGAGAGAGAAAGAGAGAAAGGAAAACUGGUGGGUCUUGACGGAACUGUUAUACACAUGCUUCCCCCUCCUCCAGUUCAGCGUCACCACUGGUUCAGUGAGGCCAAGUCUGACUCCAGCGAGAAGCCAUCGAUUGUUUUCAUGUACAGAUGUGAACCGGCUGAACAGAGGGCUGACCAUCAGAACAAGGGCGGAGCAGAGUCUGCUAUUGCGGAUGCCCUAGCAAAGGACAAAGGAGAAAUGCAGGAAAAGGCUCCAGAGAGCUCUGAACAGCAAGUAGGAAGCCAUUCAUCACCUCCUCAGGUUCCCAAGAAAAUCCCCAGCACCCCAGAGCACUGUGGAAUCAAUGGCUCGCCAGAGUUUCAAGACAUGAUUAAAAGACUCAAGAAGGCCCUGAAAGAAUUUCCUUUAAUGGGGAAUUGUGUGAGUGAGUACAGUGGUCAAGUGCCCGAUGAUGCAGCGCUGGAGGAUUUAUCCCCUCGCGUUCCCAGAGCUGUGUUUGUGAAGCAGGACAAUGGCGGCAGUGCCUCAGUCAUUCCGGUAUCAUCUGUCCGUGUCCCGCAAGGGGAGGAAGAAAAGGAAGAAGCUUCAAAUUAUCCUGACUUAAAUCCGUGCAGUGCCACGUACAGCAACUUAGGCCAGUCCAGAGCAGCCAUGAUACCUCCGAAGCAGCCGAGGCAGCCCAAAGGAGCCUUGGAUGAUGCCAUUGCCUUUGGAGGACUAGUAGACCAGGAGACAAUGAACAACUUACAGCCAACACCACCUCCACUGCCAAAGAAAACGAUUUUGAGAGCUAACACAGAGCCAACUCCCCGAGAUCUCCAGAAGCAGGCUCUGGAGAACAACCUGUGCGUUGUGGCCAAUCCCACCUAUGACAUUGACACCAACUGGGAAGCAAGCAGCGCCUGCUCCUCCGUCAGCCUGGAGCUCAAGGUGCUGGACAACGAGUCAGGAGAUUCCUUGGACAGGCCUGCAGAAAAACUGAGGGCAACCACCUCAGCAACAAACAGUGUUUCCAGCCUAACCACUAUCAGUAUUAAGGACCGGUGUUCCAAUAGUAUGGAGUCUCUCACGGGGAGACGCAUCUCGCAGACUAAGCAGGGCAAAGGAGUCCAGAAGCCACAAAGGCAAGCACUUUAUCGAGGGAUUGAAAACCGAGACGAGGUGGUAGGUAAAAUCCGAAGCCUUCACGCCGAUUCACUGAAGAAGCUGGCACACAGGUGUGAAGACCUGUUCAUGGCUGGACAAAAAGACCAGUUGCGAUUCGGGGUGGACAGCUGGUCAGAUUUCAGGCUGACCAGUGACAAGCCGUGCUGCGAGGCAGGCGAUGCGGUUUACUACCCAGCUUCUUACGCAAAAGAUCCUCUCAACAAUUACGCAGUCAAGAUCUGUAAGAGCAAAGCUAAGGAAUCCCAGCAGUAUUAUCACAGCCUUUCUAUCCGGCAGAGCCUGGCUAUCAACUUCAACAUCCAACAGGACUGUGGCCAUUUCCUUGCUGAAGUGCCAGUUCGUCUCCUUCCAUGGGAGGAUCCUGAUGCACCAGAGGUGGAAGAAGAAGAAGAGCAGGAAGAAGAGGAGAAAGAGGCUGAGCAAACGAACAGAGACGCUCCUUCUAGUACAGAGGCUGCACAGAAAGACAGCGCAAGCAACCAGGGGACCAUUGGCAAGCCACGCAGCCGUGUUGUGGUCAUCACGCGGGAGGUCCCAUACUUAACAGUGGCUGACUUUGUGCGAGAAUCUGCACCGCGCCAUGCAAAAAGCCCAGAUUUAUAUGAGAGGCAGGUCUGUCUGCUCCUUUUACAGCUGUGUUUGGGCCUGGAGCACCUGAAACCCUAUCAUAUCACCCACUGUGAUCUGCGGUUGGAGAACCUGCUGCUGGUUCAUUCCAGACCAGGAGGCAGCCCUCCGAGCUCUGAGUCCGUGGAGCCCAGUGCCAGCACUGCUUGCCCGGCCAGAUUAAUAGUGAGCAAUUUCUCCCAGGCCAAGCAGAAGAGUCACAUGGUGGAUCCUGAGGUCCUACGGGAUCAGUCCCGCCUGGCUCCAGAAAUUAUCACUGCAACACAGUACAAAAAGUGUGAUGAGUUCCAGACUGGCAUCCUCAUCUAUGAAAUGCUGCACUUACCCAAUCCCUUUGAUGAGAAUCCAGAGCUGAAGGAGAAGGAGUAUACUCGUGCUGAUCUCCCCAAGAUCCCUUGCCGUUCCCUCUACUCUCAAGGGCUUCAACAACUUGCCAGCUGUCUAUUGAAUCCCAACCCUUCAGAGAGGAUCCUGAUAUCAGAAGCCAAGGGAAUCCUUCAGUGUUUGCUUUGGGGUCCACGUGAGGAUUUGUUCCAUGCUCUAAGUACAUCUUCCAACCCUGCCCGGAGAGAUGCUGUACUGCAGAACUGGCUGGAUAUCAAAAGGACGCUGCUGAUGAUCAAGUUUGCAGAAAAGUCCUUGGACAGGGACUGUGGAGUUAUUCUGGAAGACUGGCUUUGUUGUCAAUAUCUGGCUUUUGCCACUGUAGACUCACUGCACCGCAUUGUGAGAAUCAUGCAGCAGCACUAGUCUUUAGAGCCUGUGGCUUUUCACGAAGCACCCCCCGCCUCCACCCCAGCCCUCGCUCCAGCCUGCCCUAAGGCUCACACUUCCUGCAAGUGUUAAAAACCAGCCAAGAUAUCAAAGCCAGCAACUCGGAGCAAACAUUGUGUACCCAGUGACAGAAAUGUCACUUUCUGGCCUGGCCUGUUAGGGAUCGAUUUUAGAUAUACACGACUGCAUUUGGAUCAGACAGUGUCAUUCAUAUCUGGCUGAAAGGGAGAGCCACUGUUGAUACCACUAUUCAGCCACUGCAGUAACCAAAUUGCUGUCCUCUUCUGGGCAGUUCUGUAGAUUCCGUGUGCAGCAUUGGUUGUGGCAGUGACCACAAGCAGAGAUGGGUUAGUUGUCAAGGUGAGGCGAAUGAGCCACUGUGCUGCAAAACACUCCUUUGUUUCCAUUCCACAACAUUUUCUCUCGGCUUACUCUCCCACAAGUGGGCUGGACUCUCUUUUGAUCUCAACCAGGUUCUGAUCUGUCUCUUACAGUUUACACCUUCUUUUUUUCCUUUCCCAGAUGUGGGUGUCCUGCUGAUCGCAGCACGUGUCAGUGGGCAGUAAGCAUCUGCGUUCAGUCCUCUUUCCUCUGGCUCCCUGCCUACCCAUAUCCUCUCUAUCCACAGAUCCGUGAUUCCAACAGUGCUGCCUUUAUCAGAUGAUUACCCUUAGCUUAAGACCUCUGCAGUAAAAAGCAGAAUGUGCACGCUUUGUUUGUCCCAUUCCCUACAUGACAUUCACCAGUCUGGACUGAUGAUGUACCGCAGCUAUAACCACGUUCAUUCAAGAACAACACAACACAUGGUGAGCAAUUGAAAUUCCCCUUCCAUCGCAAAAGGCACUAAAGCCCGACUUGAAAUGGAUAGGAUGUACAUAACCUUCUCUGACAAUCACUCUUAUGAAUCGGGAAUGAAAGCAACAGCCACCUCUUCUGUUUUGUUUCUGGUUUGCACUUGUCACUUGUGCCAUAUUGCAAAGUGGGACUGAAAUUGGCUCUGCUGGUGUGCUGGCAGGAGAUGGAAAUGUUUAGAGCUUGUCUGUGUGUAGCUAACAGGCCACAUGGAGACACUUUUCCUGCAGAUGCAGUUCUCCGAAGGGUAAAAACACGGGGGCAAAAACACUUGUUUAAUUAUUGAGGGAGCCGUUAAAUUUGGCAGCCACAGCUAACAGUACCGUGAUCCAUUUUCCCCGCAGCGGUGCUCGGCUGCAUCUCUUGUCUGUUGGAACCAGUGUUUGCUAAUGUUGCUAUAGACAACAUUUAUUCCCUAAAAAUGGAACGUUGUCAGAGUAGCUCAAAGAGCAUUGCAGUCGGGUUUUUGGACUAGAGCAGGAAUUAGUGAGGAUUAAAGAGACAGAAUCUUUAAAAACUCAACCUGAAGGAGCUUUUUGUGUUUAGAGGCCACUGCUGCCUUCCUCCCCUGACCUAACGGCCAUCUCCCCUGGAACCUCUGCAACUGGACAGGUGGUAUCUUUGCUCAGCAUUGCUCUGAAGUGGCUCCUGAGUCCUUAAAAACUGAUCCGGAUGCAGGGAAAAAGCGAUAGUGACUGUGCUGAUGGGGUGAUGGAAAGCAGACAGCCUUAGUUGUGAGCCUGUGCUUCUCUCCUAUGGAUCUAUGUGCAAUUCUUGUAUGUAUUUUUUAGAGCUGUACAUUACAGUGUUCACUUUACACACCAGCCUUUAUCUGAUGCUAGAUCUGCAGCCCCUUCCUUUCCUUUCCUGGCACAUAAAUGCACAGAUAUCCAUGUGUUUUUUUAUGGAUUGAUGUUUCAUUUUAAUUGUUAAAACUGUGAGGAAUCAAUUCACUUCAGCCUUGAAACAAAUAGCCACUUUAUACAGCGUAUGCAUGCCUGGACUGGAUGCAUGGAACCUGAACAAACAGUCCUGCAGGCUUACCGUCAGCGGAACCAGCUCUGGAUCCACACCGCGCUUCCGGAGCGGUUGAAACGUCUGUAGUGUUCUCCUCUGGCAUCUCCCAGAGCUAAGCCGAAUCGCGUGUGGAAGCCUACAUCGAUUGUGCCGUAGUAUAGCGACUGUCUCUGUGACCUUCCUAGGGAUUUUGUUGAAACUUCUGAUGAUUAUUCUUGUGUUCGAUUCACCUGUAUCAGUGAAGGAUCAGGCAAGGAUAAGGAUAAUAUAUUUUAUUGUGAUGAUAGAUGAUUUUUUUUCUUUCUCUUUUGGCAAAAAGGUUAGGAUGGCGGCAUUGAUGCAGGAAAAGAGGACAGUGCAUUAAAAGCCCAAGUGCAAUGUAUGUAGUCGAGGUACUUCCACUACAUCAGGAAAGAAAGUUUCUACACUACUGCUGAGCAGCUCGUAGAGGAACCUUUACAAAGAGUCACAGCCGUUCAGUGCAGCCGUGUGUUACCUGGACACGGGAGGGCAACGUUCUCCUGGCUUAACUACACCGAGCAUGACGAGUCACUCGCCUACUAUCUGCUAGCUAUUAGUCACAGUGUGCUGAGCUAUGAGUAGGGCUUCUUGUUCUCUGUGGUCUGGUUUUGUGUGUGUUUCGUAGUGCGUGUGCGCACGUAACUUCUCACCUAACUCCUAGAGGCUGUGCGAGCAAUUCUUGGACCACUGGCCACUGCAGUGGGCUCGUUCCUUGAAGCCAGUAGGUGUUUCUGGACACGUUCUCAGUGUCACUUUCACGUCAACGCGCACAUGCAAAAUUGAAUUUUGAAUGUUUUAGAACCGUACAUAUUUAAUGCAGCUGGUCCAAAGCCUUUGUAUCUCUAGCUAUCCAAUUUCCGUUUGUACCUUUUGUGAUGAAACAAUACUCACUUUAGCUCUGCAGUGUAACCAAGCAUGGAUAGAUGUUCACUACCAAUCUCUUUCUUGUGCGGCACUGGGUAAACUUUAGCGAUUUGUAAUGUUGUGUGUGUUUUUCUUUAAAAAAGAAAGAAUGGUCAAGUAGUCGAACAUAAUCUGGCCUGAGCCAUUCCUUGGGGAGCUUCGGGCUGGCUUGGCAGGUAUGCCCAGAACUGAUGAUUGUAGCUGCGUGCGUGGUGGUUCUCCAUCCUGGCAACAGAUUGUGCCACCUAAAUAUCUGAGAAUGUAUGCAUUAAAUUGAUUGUAAACAAAUCCUAAGAAUGCUACAGCAUAAUUGCUAAGCAAAAGGAAAAAAACCCGUUCUGUUUGUAACUGGGAUCCUGUGUAUGGCAGGAACAAACCCCCUGGCUGUGCAUGCCAUAACUUACUUGAAUAUAUGCACAGAUCUUGAAUUGUUUUUUAGCAAUGUCGCACUUUCAGUUGAGCUCCAGAACAGGAAGAGCUGCAAAUCUAAGAUAACAGUAUUGACUGUAAAUAUAUAUUUUUCUAUUAAUAAAAGCUGUCAUUCAAAUAUUUUUAACAUGAACUAAAGGUUUUUCCAGUAGAAACUAAAUUCUGGGAAAAUCAAAUGCUUGUUUGAAGAAUUAUGAUGAGUGGUUUCUGAUCCUAUUAGAGCCAUUAAAACUCUCUCUAAUGUUACAGAGAGAGCGCGGUGAUUGGAUUCGCAGCGUUUAGUGCCUUGUCAGAAAACUAAAAUGUAGCUGGUCAGUUGGUGGAAAUCUUAUUUUCAUAAUAGCUCUAAAAAUAAUACUGCCCACAUUACAAUGCAAAAGACAUUACAGAAUUAAACGUUGUACUUGGCAUGAUACCGAGUUGAUCUAUUCCAUGAGAUUUGGGGUUGAAUUUAUAUGAAUGAGUCCCUUUAAGCUGUUUCUCGUAUAGGAUAAAGCAACAAAACCGUGGGCUUCCAAAUUCAGUAUGUGCCCAGGGGGAGUGAUAGUGGUGGCUGGGGCUCAACUGAGCGCAGCGGCAAAUGAAGCCUAUUGCUUUGACAAUCUACUGCAGACACAGCUUCCUGGAGACGAGGAACACGAGUAGUCUGGAAGAAGUGGUGAAGGUAAGAUCCUGCAGGCAGGGGGUGUGCUGCACACCGUGCUCUGUGCUGUGGGAUGCAAACCUCUGUUAAAAUGGGUGUUCCGAAAACCCACUCCUGAGAUCUUAUGGAAAAUGGGUUUGGUUUGUAUUUCUUCACAAAUUACCUGAGAUCUGAUCGAGUCAUUAUCUAUAACCAGGUGAAGGUAAAGAGAAUUUACUAGUGAAAACUUGGCUACAAAUUUUCAGGAAGGAGGGAAUCCAGAAUUUUCUUCUGAAGCCUCUGAAAUGUCCAGAUAGAGAAACUUCGUCUCACCUCAGUAUUCAGAUAUGAUGGAAUCGAUAACUCGAGGCAGGAUAUGAUGUUGCUGGCCUGCAGGCAAGAAUGCAUGUAGCAUUUAGAGAAAUGUUCCACCUUAAAUCUUCUGUGCUCCGCACGUCCCGGCAGCACCCACGAGGUAUGAAUGGAUCUUCUUGACUUGGUAACACAGGGGAAUUCCCACAUAUGAAAGAGAAAAAUGUAUUAUUUAAUUAAAUCCCAUGUGUGUUAGGGUUCAGCUAUUUGGAGGAUUUUUUCAGCAGCUUCACACUGUAGGUCCUUAACUUUAGCACGUAAAACCAGUAUUUGCUGCUGAAAUAAAAUGUAUCUGUGUCUAGAUUCUGGUGCUAAAAUGCCCCACCCAAAUUAGUUUCUGCAAGAGCAAUUUAAUUCAUAUGUAAAUAUGAACUAAAUAGCCCUGGUUUUAUUUAAAUGGGUUGUUACUUUUCUGAGGGACACAACAGAAACAGAAUCAGACCUUUUUCUGCACUCUCCUCGCCCCCUUUCCCCAAAGGAGAAUGAAGCUGUUUCUCUGUAGGAACAGCACUAAACCAUUAUUCUCCACACAGCCAGGCUGGCUGUUUUACUCUGGUUUUGCAGAGUGUUGGUUCUGCUAAAACUCCUGUAAAAUCCAGAGCACGGUCAGAGCCCUUUGGUCCACGUAGACGGAUGUGCUGAUGACUUAGUUCUGCAGUAAGAUAACAUCAAAGAAGUGCAGAAUACAAUUUUAAAUACCUCUAUACAAAUGCACCUGUGGAAAUAGUCUGGGAACAUCAUCUGCGUUCCAAACCCUUCAAGGGAGGAAUCCAUGAAGCUUCCUGGGGAGAAUCUUGAGGCCUUUCACGUACAAAGGGAGGAGCGAGUCUGCCACGGCUGUGCUGCAGAGCCUUUCUAGUAGGCAUUGCUAUGGAUUUCAUGAUUCGCCCGGAUGCAGCAUUAGGAGGACGGUGGUUUUGAACAGACACAGAAUGUAAUUUAAAUCAUUCCCCGUAAGCCUCCUCGCGCUGGUGCUCACUCCGCAUUUAGUUGGGAACUGCAGAACUCUUCCCGAUGGAGCAGAGUUGCCUGUGAGGAAUGAAACGCUUCCCUUGCCUGGGAAUUUCCCUUGCCUGAAUUUCAGAAUUGGGUUUGUACUUCAGACUAGAAAUAUUUUUUUCUCAUAUACCCCAGGGGAAGAUUUCAGGGAUUUAGAAGAGGUUGGACCUUUUUUUAUAUGGAGGAAAUCUUUGUUCAUAGAUACAGAUAUACAUACAUAUAUAUGAGUGCGGGUGGGCAUGCGUUUAUAUAUAUGUAUGUAUAUGAGUUUUUGUAUCCCAAAAGUAUUCUUUGCUCCUUUUUGCUUGAAAAUAUAUAUAUUAUAUAUUGUAUAUAUAAUAUAUAUUUAAGAGUGUGUAAAUUUGAAUAUAGGAACUUCAUAAAUAACUCCUCUUCAAAAAUUACUCAAAACUUCUGUUCCUUUGUCCUUUGCCUUGUUGGUAUCAGAAGGUUUUGCAGUUGAAAUCCUUGGGUUUUUUUCUUUUAAAACUUAAUUAUGCUGAGCAUUGACGAAUAUGUUCUUGUUUUUAAUAAAAGGGGGAAAAUUAUUUUUAAAUUAGGGGUUCAAAAAUCGAUGGACUUUUAUAAAUG